This is a messenger RNA of Neoarius graeffei (lesser salmon catfish), 1576 nucleotides long. RefSeq names its product TSR2 ribosome maturation factor (gene tsr2). The record is from RefSeq and is a predicted model, not a curated record. Gene Ontology annotation, cellular component: nucleus. The coding region runs from base 11 to 562 and encodes 183 amino acids. NCBI's taxonomy places the organism in Eukaryota, Metazoa, Chordata, Actinopteri, Siluriformes, Ariidae. Gene Ontology annotation, biological process: maturation of SSU-rRNA from tricistronic rRNA transcript (SSU-rRNA, 5.8S rRNA, LSU-rRNA). The transcript is spliced from 5 exons.
UGUGUUCAAAAUGGCGGCGCUCGUCUCCUCUCCACGUGAAGUGUUUUCGGAAGCAGUGAGAGCUGUUUUAGAGACUUGGCCGGUUUUACAGAUAGCAGUUGAUAAUGGCUUCGGUGGAGUUUACAGCCAGCAAAAGGCCGACUGGAUGGUGGAUGCGGUUCAACAAUAUUUUCAUGACAACAGCGACCUCGAACAGGACGAAGUGGAGGACUUCCUGUCUGAGCUGAUGAAUAAUGAGUUUGACACAGUGGUGGAUGACGGGAGCCUGCCACAGGUGGCGCAGAAAGUGUGUGAGAUGUUCCAGCAGUGUAAGCAGGGGAAACUGGCUGAGGUCAGGCAGCAGAUCAGCCAGUUAGCAUUGAAAAAGGCCAGCGGGAGGGCAAAGGUCACGCCUAUUAAAUCUCCUACAGAGGAUGGCGACGAUGAUGGUGAUGAAGAGUCUAUGGAGUGUGAUGAAGCUGGAGCAGGAGCUUCAACAAAGCAACAGCAGCAGCCAUCUUCAUCUGCACCUACGGAGGAGGAGGAGGAGGAUGGCUGGACGGUGGUGCGCAGGAAAAAGUGACCAUUAUGAACGAGUUACAAACUCUGGAGGGCCAGAAAUGCUGUGUCUGGAAAAAAACUUGUGAUAAAGGAGCAGAUGUCGACAUCUACAUGGUGAUAGUGUGGGUGGGAAUAAGACUGUUUGUUUAUGAUACUACAUGGUGGUUUAAAAAAAAAAAAAAACUGAACUUACUGUGUCCAGUUUUCCAAAAACUGUUGUUUUCUUUUAAUUUAAUUCACGAUGCUCCAGUUUGGUCUUCUCUGCUUUUAUCACAGCCCUUUUUAUUCCUGGAUAAGACUGUAAGCUCCAUUUCACAGUUCGUGUUUUAGUGCUUUCAUUACGUCUCAUCUUGGCUCGGCUCGUCAUGCCCUCGUGUGGAAAGGCUGAGCUCUGCAGGACACGUCUGCCGUGAGUCCGAGUCUCGUGUGUGUGUGUGUGUGUGUUCAGGGACUCUCACAACGUCUCAACCUUCUCAUCACCCUGACAGCGUACAGCUUAUUUUCUGAAUUUAAUGCUUUUGAAUAUGUUUAUACACAUUGAACAAAUUGUUCGUAUAAUACGCUGCUUUCAGUAUCUGUUUACAGUACUAGUUAAAAGUUUGUACACCUGAACUUGUAGGUUUUUUUUUUUUUUUGUAGAACACUGAAGAUAUCAAAACCAUGAAAUAAAAGUAUCCACUGUUUACCUCGAUGACGCUUUGCACACUGUUGGGGUUAUCUUAAUCAACUUCAUGAGGUAGCCACCUGGAAUGCUUCUCAAUUAACACGUGUGCCUUGUCAAAAGAUAGUGGAUGCAUUUCAUGCUGCCUUAAUGCGUUUGACAUCAUCAAACAAUAAAAAAAAUGCCCCUGUUCCACAACUGUAGUCAUCCAUACAGCAGUAUUAUGUCCAGAACUGAUCAACUAAGUAAACGACAUCCAUCAUUACUCUAAGACAUGAAGUGUCUAAACAUCGAAUUCGAAAGUGUAUCCAAACUUUUGACUGGUACUGCACAGCUAUGCUUCUUAUAACUAGAAAUAAAGAUUUUAAAUCCAAA